Molecule: messenger RNA, 330 nt
Organism: Capronia epimyces CBS 606.96
Lineage: Eukaryota; Fungi; Ascomycota; Eurotiomycetes; Chaetothyriales; Herpotrichiellaceae
Exons: 2
Coding region: 1-330 (109 amino acids)
Biological process (GO): mitochondrial respiratory chain complex III assembly
Source: RefSeq, a predicted model, not a curated record
AUGGCAUUGGCGGCCUACAGACAUCUUUUGCGAGCCACCCGCAUUGCCUUCCACGGCGACGACCAUCUCCUACAUGCUGCAAGGACUCAAGCACGCUCCGGGUUCGAAACCCUCAGCUCAUUAGACCCAUCAUCAGAAGAGGCGCAGAAGGGGAUUGAACAUGCAGAAGGGGUGGCAUCAAUACUGAGACACAAUAUUGUGCAGGGGAAGCAGGUGGAGGGUUCCGAUCUACUACGACUGAACAUACAUGAAGACAUAGAGCGCGGCGACAACGAUACAGUCAAGCAUCCACUCGGCAAGGGAGGCAAAGUCAAGGUCCUGGGUGUAUGA